Dibothriocephalus latus is the source of this 261-nucleotide messenger RNA. Lineage: Eukaryota; Metazoa; Platyhelminthes; Cestoda; Diphyllobothriidea; Diphyllobothriidae. The record is from the annotation of a GenBank genome assembly.
AUGGCGGAGAAUACUGGUGGGACAAAUGCAAAAGUCAACAAACUUGCUCAGUAUUUCCGGAUCUUACCGUGUCCCUACACGCAACAGAUAUUCUGCUACGCAGCUACCAUUCUCAAGUGGUUUAAACUGGAAAAGGAUAGACAAGAAGCUCUCGCUGCUGCUCUCGAAGCAGCCAAGCAGCAAAAAGCCACCCUGCGCCCGCAAGAUGAGACACCGGUUGAAGGGGAGGGCGAUGAACAGCAGCAACAGCAGGCACCAGCA